AUGGUUCACGACACCAAGCUUUAUGACAUCCUCGGGGUUCCCGAUUCAGCCUCUGAGGCUCAGUUGAAGUCGGCUUACAAGAAGGGUGCUCUUAAGUACCACCCUGACAAGAACGCAGACAAUCCCGAAGCCGCCGAUAAAUUCAAGGAACUGUCUCAUGCCUACGAGAUUCUGUCGGACCCGGACAAGCGCUCCGUCUAUGAUCAACUCGGUGAAGAAGGCCUCGAGGGUGGUGGUGCCGGUGGUGGAAUGGGCGCUGAGGAUCUCUUCGCGCAGUUCUUCGGCGGCGGCGGCGGUCCGUUUGGUGGCAUGUUCGGCGGUGGUAUGCGGGACACUGGCCCAAAGAAGGCCCGUACCAUCCACCACGUUCACAAGGUCAACCUGGAGGACAUUUACCGCGGCAAGGUCUCGAAGCUUGCGUUGCAGAAGUCUGUCAUUUGCUCAGGCUGCGAGGGUCGCGGUGGUAAGGACGGCGCCGUCAAGUCGUGUACCGGCUGCAAUGGCUCUGGUAUGAAGACCAUGAUGCGCCAGAUGGGUCCCAUGAUUCAGCGCUUCCAGACCGUUUGCCCUGACUGUAAUGGCGAGGGGGAGAUGAUCCGUGAUAAGGACCGUUGCAAGAAGUGUAGUGGUAAGAAGACCGUUGUUGAGCGCAAGGUGCUCCACGUCCAUGUCGACAAGGGUAUCAGGAACGGCCACAAGGUUGAGUUCCGCGGAGAGGGUGACCAGAUUCCUGGUGUCAUGCCCGGAGAUGUUGUCUUCGAGAUUGAGACCAAGCCUCACCCGCGGUUCCAGCGCAAAGAGGACGACCUUUUCUACCAAGUUGAGAUUGAUCUUCUUACGGCUCUUGGUGGAGGCAGCUUCUCCGUUGAGCACCUCGACGACCGGUGGUUGAAUGUGAACAUCGCUCCUGGCGAGGUUGUCACUCCUGGCUCCAUCAAGGUGGUUCAGGGCCAGGGUAUGCCUUCGUUCCGUCACCACGACCAUGGUAACCUCUACAUUCAGUUUGACGUGAAGUUCCCCGAGAAGGACCAGCUGCAGAACCUUCACCUUUUGGAGCAGGUUUUGCCUCCCCGUAUGGAGCAAACUCACGCUCCUGCCGACGCUAUGGUGGAAGACUUUGAGCCUGAGAACGUUGACUCGAGCGAGUACUCGCAGGCCCGGGCACAGGGUGCUGCUGCUGGCAUGGAUGAGGAUGACGACGAUGUUCCUGCGGGUGCCGAGCGGGUGCAGUGUGCAUCUCAGUAA
Messenger RNA from Aspergillus ruber CBS 135680, 1245 nucleotides. RefSeq names its product type I HSP40 co-chaperone YDJ1. Lineage: Eukaryota; Fungi; Ascomycota; Eurotiomycetes; Eurotiales; Aspergillaceae. Gene Ontology annotation, biological process: protein refolding; response to heat. Gene Ontology annotation, cellular component: nucleus; cytoplasm; cytosol. Gene Ontology annotation, molecular function: Hsp70 protein binding; ATP binding. Bases 1 to 1245 code for a protein of 414 amino acids. The record is from RefSeq and is a predicted model, not a curated record. The transcript has 4 exons.